Arabis nemorensis is the source of this 1002-nucleotide messenger RNA. The record is from the annotation of a GenBank genome assembly. Lineage: Eukaryota; Viridiplantae; Streptophyta; Magnoliopsida; Brassicales; Brassicaceae.
AUGAAAUUUGGAGAAACGUUCACGGAAUAUCUACAUGGAGAAGAGAAAUGGUUCCUAGAAAAAUAUCGGCAUGUUGAGUAUAAGAAACUCAAGAAAGUAUUAAAGAAAUGCAAGACAUGUAACUCCACAAGAUCUGGUGAUGAACACACCAUCUCAUCGGAUACUUCUUUGUCUGAUUCAUGCCAAUGCCAAUCUUGCCCUUCGUGUGAUCAGAUGUUCUUUGAGGAGUUGAUGAAGGAAGCUUCUGACAUAGCGGGAUGCUUCAAGUCAAGAGUCAGGCAUCUUCUCCAUCUUCAUGUAGCCACUGGGAUGCAAAGAUACAUGAUGCGUAUAUGCAGAUGCUUCACGGACGAAAAACAAUCUUUAAUCCAUGAGGGCCAAAUCUUGAUUCAAUACAUAACAAUGAACGCAAUUGCCAUUCGUAAAAUCCUCAAGAAAUAUGACAAGGUGCAUAGCUCAGUGAAUGGAAAGAAUUUCAAGCUGAAAAUGCGAGCAGAGCGCAUAGAGCUUUUGCACUCACCUUGGCUUAUAGAACUUGGAGCCUUUUAUCUCAACUCUGGUCUUGAAAAACUUGGAAACUUCAAGAACUCGUUUGGUCGCGUCACGUGUGAUAAUCUCAACGAAGAUCAACCAAUGAUGAAACUCAUGCUGCCUAACUCAAUAGAGCUGGAGUUUGAUCUAACUUGUGCAAUCUGCCUGGAAACGGUAUUUAAUCCGUACGCUUUAAAGUGUGGUCACAUAUUUUGUAAAGCGUGUGCAUGCUCGGCUGCUUCUGUAAUGAUCUUCCAAGGCGUUAAAGCCGCGCCACAACGUUCCAAAUGUCCCAUAUGUAGAGAGGUUGGAGUUUAUGCGGAAGCGGUUCACAUGAUCGAGCUGCACCUUCUGUUAAAGAUACGAAGCAAAGAGUAUUGGAAGCAGAGGAUACUGGCGGAACGGUCUGAGAUGGUGAAGCAGUCGAAGAUGUUUUGGAACGAACAAACGAUGCAUAUGAUUGGUUACUAG